Hibiscus syriacus is the source of this 1519-nucleotide messenger RNA. Its product is annotated as F-box protein At4g00755-like. Lineage: Eukaryota; Viridiplantae; Streptophyta; Magnoliopsida; Malvales; Malvaceae. Bases 236 to 1342 code for a protein of 368 amino acids. The transcript has 6 exons. The record is from RefSeq and is a predicted model, not a curated record. Gene Ontology annotation, molecular function: protein binding.
GAGUCAAAAUUUCGGCCCGAACCGGCCGUGUACCUUCCAUUUAUAUAUGCAAUCGCGUUAACCUUCCAUUCAUACGCCAUCGCUCUGUUCCAAUUAUCUCCAUCGACAACAAUAAAAUCGUCACAUUCUCUCUCUCUCUCUCUUUCCUUUCUCCCACUUUUCGUCUCUAGGGUUUCCCCUGUAAUGCUAAAGGAAGCUCCGGCUGCAUAGCUGCUUGAUGCAUUUGUAGCAAUCUAUGGAUUUCUUGAAUUUUCUCCACCAUGACUUGUCAAUAAAGAUUCUUACAUCUUUAGAAGAUCCAUCUGAUCUUGUUCGCUUUGGUGCUGUCUCACGCUCCUGGCAACAUUUUGUGAUUAAAAAUGGUCUAUGUAAGCAACUGUGCCUGAGAAUGUUUCCUCAAUUAUCUCGAGUUGAUCAUGUCAACGAGCUAAGUGGCCCCGCAAGAGGGCAUGCUGAAGCUGGAUGUAGCAAUUUUAAUGAAUGGGAAGCUUUGAAGAGGGAGCAUAGAGUUUAUGCUUUUUUAGCUCGAGGUUGUUUGUCGUUUGCUAUCAGGGAGUGCAUCUCAGAAGCAAUCAUCGCUUCUAGCACUGAUAAUUACCCGGAGGAAAGCAUAGAUAAUACCUUGGAACCAAGAGAUAGGGUGGCACGAAGAGCUUCUUAUUGGUCAAGUAAAGGACAAAAAAACCCUGCAGUGCCCGAAACAUUGACAUAUAGAUUAUGUGCUGAUUUAUGUGUUAUUACUGAAAUCAGUAUAAGACCAUUCCGAGCUUACUUCCAGUUGGGUAACCCAAUUUACUCAGCUAACUCAGUGAGAUUUCAGAUGGGCCAUAUCAAGUCCUCUGUGGACAAUCUUGUGAGUGAAUCUUUCCAGGAUUGUGGUAAUGAGAAGUUUGUAUGGACUUACACCUCUGAAGAGUUUAUGAUGGCUCAGGAAAAUAAAUUGCAGACUUUCAAGCUUCCGGAACCUGUUCUUUGCAUUGGUGGAAUUUUACAGAUUGAGCUGUUGGGUAGGGUCCAGAAACAGGAAAUGGAUGGCUUAUACUAUAUAUGUGUCUCUCACGUUGAAGUAAUGGGACGUCCAUUAUCUCCCGCCUUUGGCAUUCAGAUGCUUGAACCCUCUGAAAAAUUUAUGCUGGAGGCACGGAGUUAUACACCACCACCACCACCCGUACCUGAACAGGCAAGUUCUGCUUCCACUCUGCAGAUGCGAGUGAGAGAUUUGGAGCAGAUUGUGAAUUUACUGCGUGAAAAUGGGGGAAAUUUAGUUGACAUCAUCGAAUAUGGGUAUGGAUGGGAUUUACAGGGUGAAGAAUCGGACGAGGAAGACAUUGACAUACAAUAAACUUGUACUAGUUUUCAUCCCCUUUUGAACUGAGUUGUAGGUCACAUGGAAGCUAAAGUUUCCUGCAAGGCUGCAACACUAGUAGUGUGUGGGGCGAUUAGCCCCCUUCCGAGUGUUACCUAAACUUUGUCUGGGGCUUUAGUUAUUCUGAUUUAAUAUGUUAGUGUUACUAAUAUU